Messenger RNA from Heterotrigona itama, 1005 nucleotides. The record is from the annotation of a GenBank genome assembly. NCBI's taxonomy places the organism in Eukaryota, Metazoa, Arthropoda, Insecta, Hymenoptera, Apidae.
AUGGAAGGACAAGAAGAUGCAAGGUACGAAGAGGAGGCGGGUGAAAUUGAUAAAUAUUCAACGCCAAAGUCUUCAUCUAUCUUCGAAGAUACUACAAGAGCGUUAACUCGAGCAGAAGCAGGAGAGUGUCUUCACACAUUAGGAAAAUGCGAUUCCGGUCUUGGUUAUGCUUAUCUGGGUCUGAACGCAUCUAAUAAGGGACUGACAGAUAUUACAGUCAUACCAACGUUCAGAUAUGUGUUAUACGUGGACGUUUCCGGAAAUAGAUUAACGACCGAGGCACUCCGCGUUCUUUCAUCGAUGAAAUAUCUUCUGAUGCUUCAAGCUGAUAGAAAUCAACUGUCCUCAGCGGAAUUAGAUUCUAUGCCUUAUCUUCAGGUUCUGACGUUGAAUAGAAAUAAAUUGAAAAGCACGUUAGGAAUUUCUCAUAAGCUUCUAGAGUGUUUGGAAUUAAACCAUAAUAAUGUCGAGGAAGUCACACUGAAUCCGUACGAUCUCGAGAACUUGAAGAUCCUCGAACUGCGUGGAAAUAUACUGACCACGACGAAUGGAAUUUUCUUUCCAGCACUGACACGGCUAUAUCUCGCGGAGAAUCAAAUAGAGAAAGUGGAAGGUUUCGAAAUAUUAGUCAACUUAAGAAUUCUGCAUCUCAGGAGCAAUAAAAUCUCGAGUUUGGAUGGAUUUGACUCACGUUGUGCUAAGCUAAGUUAUUUGAAUCUACGGGAUAACGAGAUCACAAAAAUCUCGGAGUUAGAGAAAUUGAAUUGCUUGCCGGCGUUGGAGACUUUGAUUAUUUUGGAAAAUCCUGUGACACUUGAUAGAGAAGUGGAGGAAGAAUCUGCUUAUAGACACAUUGUAUUGGCUAUGUUGCCUAACCUGACACGAAUCGACAAGGAUCCAGUGUUGUACAAGGAAAGGAAACAUGCUAAAGAAUUUCGCAAACAAAUGCUUCGCGAUGGAACAACGUUCGCCGAUUUAGAUUUAAAUUUUUUCAAUGUAGAGUAA